CAACUUCCUCUCAAGCCUGAUGAUGGAAGCACACUAUCAAUGAGACACAAGACCACGGUGUCUAGCAGGUGCCGAAGAUGCCGCCUCCUCCUCCGUCCCAGCUGAUCCCCAAGGAUCGCUUUGGCUACUUGUUUGGUAGACUGAGAACACAGAGCUAUACCGAUCCCAAUGCGCGUGGACCUGGCUCGCACAGUAUUCGCACUCUGGCAUGGAAUCCUACCGGCCUUCUCAUCGCGACAGGUUCUGCCGACCGAACACUACGAAUUUGGAACCCAGAGCGCCCCGAUGUGAGAUAUUCGACUGAGCUACGCGGGCAUACCUCUGGCAUUGAGCAGGUUGCUUUUAACCCCGUCAAGGAAUCCGAGCUAGCGAGCUGCUCAACCGAUGGAACCGUCCGUUUCUGGGACGUGCGAUCCAAGAACUGCGUGAACCGCAUCGAUGUUGGCGGAGAAGCAUUCACUCUCUCCUGGUCCGCUGAUGGCAGCGUGCUCCUCGCAGGAAGAAUGGACGACACUCUCGUACCCAUCUCUGUCGACUCUUCCUCCACACCUACAAACACCACUGAACCCUCCAAAUCGGGUACAACAGCGGCUCCCUACAAAUCCCUUUCGCCUCACAAACAACCCGUCCGGACCAACGGCACCGCAUUCUCCUACUCACCCUCGAACCCGGACCUCUUCCUCACCACCGGCGACGGCACCGUUCAAAUCGUAUCCUACCCCUCCUUCCACACACUUCACACCCUCAACGCCCACACCGCCUCCUGCCACUGCGUCUCCCUCUCCCCAACAGCCCGCUACCUCGCAAUUGGCGGUGGAGACUCCCUAAUCUCCCUCUGGGACACCACUGACUGGAUCUGCAAGCGCACCGUGACGAGUUCCGGCGGAGGCGGAGUGCGCGGCGUAAGCUGGAGCUGGGACGGGCGAUUCAUUGUAGGCGCGUGCGAUGAGCCGGAUUGCGGCGGUGUUGGGUUAGAGAUUUUCCAUGCGGAGACCGGGGAGAGUGUGUUUACGAUUCCGGUUGAUGGGUCGCAUGUUGUUCCCGCUGUGGCGUGGCAUCCGUCGAGGUAUUGGUUGGCGUAUUCUAUUUAUGCAGAUGCGAUGGGCCCGAGUAGUAACGGGUUGAGAAUUGUAGGUGCUGGUGGUGGUGGAUUGUGAUUUGAGAUGUCAAGCUGGGCAGUAUCAUACCUUCGUUGAAUAUUCCUUGUUUGCACUGGUUUCCUACGUGAUGGCUAACGAUAUUAUGGAGCUUAUCGGAUCGGGAUAUGAACGAUUCGAUAAUUGAGAUUCGCAAAUGAGGACUCUAAUGUAUAAGUAUGGGUAUACAGUGUACCUAUCCAGUUGCCAAAAGCAAAACGCCGGGUCGAUCUGGUAAGGGGAGAAGUAGAAAAUAACCACGUAAUGCAACACCUUUUAUCUCGUUCCAAGCAGACCAUUUGUGUGUCUAUAGCCAGCUAUUAUUCGGCGGCUCCUUAUAACAAAAGGGAGGGUACCGAUUCUGCGCGGCAAAUAGAAAGGUUCAAGAAUUAUAUACCCGUCAUCAAACACCUGUUAACCGACCAAUAAUCAGUGACUUUGCCAAUUAUUCCAGUCCAACACGCCUCCAGUUCCAUCUUGCAUCCAAGUGAGAUCGUCAAGUGACAUAAGUUCAAUGGCGCCACUCGUCACUGUUGUAGCAUUUACGUUAGAAGGAAGUGAGCCUUCUCCUUGAGUGGAUUGAGACUGGGCCUGGGAUUGACUUUGGAUUGUAGAUUUUUCUUGACUGUAACUCCAUGAUGCAGGGAAUGAGAACGGGGUGUUGGAGGUAGAGUCUGAGAAAGAAGAAACGCGGCUGGGAACGCUUGCGUCUAAGUUUGUAAGGUUUGGUGAAGGUGUGGAAAGGUACGCGCGAGAUUGAGAUGAUUGGUGCAGGUGUUUAGGAGGUGAAGGGUGAUCGAGGUUGUGAGGUGACAAGGAACUAUUCGACAUCUGAUGGGUGUUGGGGGUUGAAUGGUCAGAUGUAGAUGGUUGACGGUCGCUCGUCGUACUCAUGUCUGUGGGAAUAUCCAUUUCCAUAACGAAUGCUCGCAAUUGUUCAUCGGUUAAAAUAGGAAAGGGAGAGUUGCCAGAGGGUUGAGUGUCGUUUGACGGGUAAUACGGGGCUGAAUGUGAUGGUUGCUGUUGAGCCUGUUGCUGGGUGGUAGGCUUCCGGCGAGAAGGUAGAGAGGCGUCAGGUGGAAAUCCAGACCGAG
Molecule: messenger RNA, 2230 nt
Organism: Coccidioides immitis RS
Lineage: Eukaryota; Fungi; Ascomycota; Eurotiomycetes; Onygenales; Onygenaceae
Product: WD repeat protein
Exons: 3
Coding region: 78-1157 (359 amino acids)
Biological process (GO): mRNA export from nucleus
Cellular component (GO): THO complex part of transcription export complex
Molecular function (GO): protein binding
Source: RefSeq, a predicted model, not a curated record